CACCUAGGCAACAAUAUAAUUAUAGUAUAUGUACAUGCACCACCUACCUGCAUUUCAGAGGUAGCUGUAGCAAAAUACCAUUUUGAGCUAUUAUAAGAGGUCAAUAUCCCAGAUGUUAGAGUUGUGUAUACAACGUUCGAUUUUUGUGUCAGUCAAAGUCAAACCAAGGUCGAAGGAGGCGUCGUAGCAGUGUAGCUGGGUAAUGUGUGUGGGUUAAGAAUGCACUCUGAUUCAAUUUUGCUUGUCUCCUACGACGUAUAUAUACCUCAUUUCAUAAGUGUCCGUGACGCAGUGCAUUUUGGGCUAAGAGGUCAAUAUCAUGGGCUAAGAUGUUAUGUGCAUAGAGUUACGAUAUUUUAGGUUUUCACAAAGUCGAGCCAAAGUAGACAGGUGUCAUAGCAGUGUAGCCAAGGGAGGAAUGUGUGUGGGUUAAGACUAUACCCUCUGAUUAUGAGUCAUUCAAUUUGGUUGUCUUCAAACAGAAUGGGACGAGGUUCUGGCCCGGUCUGGGACGGAGUGACUCAGACUAUGCCCUGGUACUGACGUCCUACCCUCUGUUUGAAGUAGCCACUACGCCACUGGCUGGAGCACUCCUGCAUCGACUCCCAUAUUCCAUCACAAUCACUGUGUUCAUAAUCGUGUAUGUGGCUGGUGGAGUUGUCUACAGCCUGGCACGGUCGCUCUGGGUGGCGUUUGUCGGUUUUGGUCUCUUUGGCAUGGGGUCAGCACUGGCUUCGGUCACGGUCCACACGUACAUGGGUGAGAUGGGUACAGUGAUGGACCAGAUCAGGAAAAAACAGGGCAAAAAGCCGAGAAAGUAUAUUCUGUACGUUGCUUUCUCUUUUGUAGUGAACGGAGGAUUUCUCCCAGCUUUAGGUGAGUUGUCCUUUGUUACUGUACCAUUUGCACGUGUUUCCUGAUACCUAGACACACAGAUUACUCAACGUUACACUGAUGUUAUAAUGGUUGGUUCUUGGCCAAUAAAAUAGCAUUGCUAUAAGUGUUCACCCUCAAAAUAAGGAUUUUAGCUCGUGCUCUUUGUUUCUCUUCCCCAGCUAUGAAUUCAAUAAUUGCCCAGUUUGAUGUAAACCCUUACCACUGGCCAGGCUGGGCCCAGGCUUCUCUCUCUGCCUCUGUCGGGCUACUGACAUUGCUCUUCUUUGUUGAGACUCGCUCUCUGUCACAAGCUAAAACAUCGUGCAGCAAUGCCGUUUCCUGUCUUGCUGGAAUUAAGUUAGAGGCACAGCUGCAGACCAAGUGCAGUAAACUUGCUGUAUCCUUUGCUGACACAACAAAGCACUUCAUAAUCAUUGACGUAAUGAUUCUCCUUAACUCAAUGUGCUCUCUAUAGUCCUAUAUGUUCCUGUGUGGAUGUGGAUUUUUAGGUGGUAUGAUGUUUACUAUCGUUAGUGCUCUGGCUCCCCCUGUACUUAGCGACCAAUUUGGCUUUGACGUGGAAAACACGUCUCACUAUCUUCUGGUGAUGUCAUCGGCUUACCUCAUAAGCAGCAUUCUCCAGUUGGCCGCAAAGUGUGCGAGAAUAGACAACAGAAAGAUUCUAGGCUUAGGCAUCAUAUUUGCUAUGGCAGGAUCUGUAAUGUUUGGAGAUUGGCAAGCUGUCCACAAUGACCCUUGCCAUUUCCCCCCAACUAGCAACUCUACCGCGAAUUCUUUUCCAUCUUCCACACUUUACACUAGUGGAGAAAACGCAACUGACGCAUUGUGUUUGGGAGAUUCCGUCACGAAUUCUAGCUACCUUCAAGGGCUUGUUCAGAGUUGUGAGGAUCUCAGCAGCUCUAGCAACGAGUGUUUCUGGAAUCGUCAGUCCCGUGUGACCAGCACCUACUGCUACACCUGUCUCGGAGUCUGCCUGAGUCUCCAGAAGUCACAAAACAUAUACCAGCUGAGCAUGGGCGUCAUGCUCCUCAGUAUUUCGGCUGGGUUCUUGUUCGUGUUCAGUUCGGCUGUCGUCUCUGAUGUCGCCUCUGUGAAAUCCCAGGGAAAGGUUGUAAGCUCAGUGAUAGGAUCUGGAUCCCUUGCAAGGUGCAUUUCCCCUCUCUGGUUCAUUAAGAGCUAUGAGAUGACAAGUAGACACUCCUACUUUGCCAUGGCCAUAACUGCUGGCUAUGCACUGGUCCUACUCAUUUGUCUCGCUGCACUCUUCAAGAACCUAGCUCCCAGGGACCGUGGCAGUGCCCUCAGUGCUACUUCCAAAUUUCAUUCAUACCCUGUAGAUCAAGAUCCAACAGGUUCAGGUGAAAUUGCCGAGGUACAAGAUGAUGAUGAUCUUGAAAAUCAAACUUUUCCUUUUGAAACAACAGUUUGAUUCUCUUGCCUGCCAAACUCAGUGUUUUAUUGACCUUUAUAAUAAUAUACCAGCAAUCACAA
Messenger RNA from Geodia barretti, 2388 nucleotides. NCBI's taxonomy places the organism in Eukaryota, Metazoa, Porifera, Demospongiae, Tetractinellida, Geodiidae. The record is from the annotation of a GenBank genome assembly.